Molecule: messenger RNA, 993 nt
Organism: Fraxinus pennsylvanica
Lineage: Eukaryota; Viridiplantae; Streptophyta; Magnoliopsida; Lamiales; Oleaceae
Source: the annotation of a GenBank genome assembly
AUGAAGGAAACAUUGAAGUACUUAGCAGGAAUCACAGGCCCAAGUGGCUAUGGUUCAAAAUCAACAGCUGAGCAAGUAACUCAAGAUUGCAUGGGUUUCAUUCCUUCUAAUCUCACUGCAAUUGUCACUGGCGCGACGUCUGGCAUUGGGGCUGAAACCGCAAGAGUGCUGGCGAAAAGAGGCGUGAGAAUAAUUAUUCCGGCAAGGGACUUGAGGAAGGCAGCAAGAGUGAAAGAAAGUUUACUCAAGGAAAACCCGGCAGCAGAUAUAAUCUUGUUAGAGAUAGAUUUGAGCUCGUUUGCUUCAAUUCAGAGAUUUUGCUCUGAGUUCUUAUCCUUAGGAUUGCCCCUUCAUAUUCUCAUAAACAAUGCUGGCAAAUAUUCACAAAAAUUGGAGUUCUCUGAAAACAAAAUUGAGAUCACUUUUGCCACAAAUUACUUGGGACAUUUUCUGUUAACAGAAAUGUUGUUGGAAAAAAUGGUGGAGACAGCAGCAGAAACUGGCAUCCAAGGAAGAAUAGUGAAUGUUUCUUCAGUGAUUCACAGCUGGGUGAAAAGAAACAAUUUUUGCUUCAGCAAAAUGCUCAGCCCCAAAAGUUAUAACGGCACUCGAGCUUAUGCCCAAUCAAAACUAGCUAACAUAUUGCAUGCCAAGGAAUUGUCAAGACUGCUCAAGGGAAGAAAAGCAAAUGUAACUAUCAACGCAGUGCACCCAGGAAUUGUAAAGACUGGAAUUAUCAGAGAAUACAAAGGUUUUAUCACAGAUUCUUUGUUUUUUAUGGCAUCCAAAUUGCUGAAAUCAAUAUCACAGGGGGCAGCAACCACAUGUUACACUGCAUUAAGCCCACGGAUGGCCGGGGUGAGUGGCAAGUACUUUGCAGACUGUAAUGAGAGUCGCUGCUCAGCACUAGCAAACAGUGAAAUUGAAGCACACAAGCUACGGAAGCAGACAAAAGCUUUAAUACACAGGCGAUUGCUACAGCCAGCAAGCUAA